Trichechus manatus latirostris (Florida manatee) is the source of this 3245-nucleotide messenger RNA. It is a transcript of the gene SKP2, whose product is annotated as S-phase kinase associated protein 2. The record is from RefSeq and is a predicted model, not a curated record. The transcript is spliced from 10 exons. Gene Ontology annotation, biological process: SCF-dependent proteasomal ubiquitin-dependent protein catabolic process; regulation of cell cycle; G2/M transition of mitotic cell cycle. Bases 252 to 1562 code for a protein of 436 amino acids. Gene Ontology annotation, cellular component: nucleus; cytosol; SCF ubiquitin ligase complex. Gene Ontology annotation, molecular function: protein binding. Lineage: Eukaryota; Metazoa; Chordata; Mammalia; Sirenia; Trichechidae.
GCUUCAAGAGAAGGAUUCAGGAAGUAGGGGGCGAGCCAGCCUGACUACGAUACAGCGUAGAAACUACAAUUCCCAGCUGGCAGCUGGGCCGCAAACCUCCGCCGCACAGGAAAGCGGGCAGAAGACUCCUGUGCGCGCGGUGGGGAUGGAACGUUACUAGAGUUCGCGGGUCUAGCUACUGGGGGCCGGCGCUGAGCGGUCGGAGCUGCAGCGCGCCAAAGCCGGAAUCCGAAGCAGCAGCUCCGCAAUUAAUGCACGUAUUUAAAACUCCUGAAUCGGUAGACGCCAUGCACAGGAAACACCUCCAGGAGAUUCCGGACCAAAGUAGCAACGUUACCACCAGCUUCACGUGGGGAUGGGAUUCUAGCAAGACUUCUGAACUGCUCUCAGGCAUGGGGGUCUCCGCCCUAGAGAAGGAGGAGGUGGACAGUGAAAAUAUCCCCCAGGAACUGCUUUCCAGCCUGAGUCACCCUCAGAGCCCCCCACGAAAACGGCUGAAGAGCAAGGGGAAUGACAAGGACUUUGUGAUUGUUCGUAGACCCAAGCUAAAUCGAGAGAACUUUCCAGGCGUUUCAUGGGACACCCUUCCAGAUGAGCUGCUUUUGGGCAUCUUCUCCUGUUUAUGUCUCCCUGAACUCCUAAAAGUCUCCGGUGUUUGUAAGAGGUGGUAUCGCCUGGCGAUUGAUGAGUCUCUGUGGCAGACCUUAGACCUCACAGGUAAAAGUCUGCACCCAGAUGUGAUUGUUCGGUUGCUGUCUCGAGGGGUCAUUGCCUUCCGCUGCCCACGGUCAUUUAUGGACCAACCAUUAGUUGAAAAUUUCAGCACUUUUCGUGUCCAGCACAUGGAUCUGUCAAACUCUGUAAUAAAUGUGUCUACCCUCCAUGACAUUCUGUCUCAGUGCUCCAAGCUGCAGAAUCUAAGUCUGGAAGGCCUACAGCUUUCAGAUCCCAUUGUCAGUAAUCUUGCGCAGAACUCAAAUUUAGUGCGACUAAACCUUUGUGGGUGUUCUGGAUUCUCCGAAUCUGCCCUGAAGGCUUUGCUAAGUAGCUGUUCCAGGUUGAAUGAGCUGAACCUCUCCUGGUGUUUUGACUUCACUGAAAAGCACGUGCAAGUUGCUGUGGCACAUGUGUCAGAGACCAUCACCCAGCUGAAUCUGAGCGGCUACCGAAAGAAUCUACAGAAAUCAGAUGUCUCUACCUUAGUUAGAAGAUGCCCCAAUCUUGUCCACCUAGACUUAAGUGACAGUGUCAUGCUAAAGAAUGACUGCUUUCAGGAAUUUUACCAGCUCAACUACCUCCAACACCUAUCACUCAGUCGAUGCUAUGACAUAAUACCUGAAACUUUACUUGAACUUGGAGAAAUUCCCACAUUAAAAACACUACAAGUUUUUGGAAUCGUGCCAGACGGUACCCUUCAAGUGUUGCAGGAAGCCCUUCCUCAUCUACAGAUUAAUUGUUCCCAUUUCACCACCAUUGCCAGGCCAACUAUUUGCAAUAAAAAGAGCCAGGAGAUAUGGGGAAUCAAAUGCCGACUAUCACUGCAAAAGCCCGGUUGUGUAUGAAGUAUUUACUACAAGAUGGUGUCUCCUUUUUCUGUGGAACAGGGAAAAUAGAUAGGAACCCCAAAUGCUGGAGCCCUCAACUAUUUUUAUUCCAGAUUUUUCUUUAGCCUUCGUUCUGCAAGCGUCUUGCGUUAGAAGAUGAUUUGAGAGCAAAAACUAUGAAGUAUUGCUUUUUUGAAAUGACUAUAAAAGCUUCUGACUCGGCCGUUCCUUUAAAAGCCUAAGUUGUAGGUCUUUUGAAAUUUUAGGAGAAUGAGCCUAUCAUUUCAAGCUCCCUUCAAGAGCAAAAUUUGAGCCACCUCUUCCAAGUGCCAUUCUUAUUAAGUCUAUUUAGAAUCAAGCUAAAAAUCACUACUAGCAGAUAGUUUUCAUAGCCUGUAUGGUAACUUGACUUUUUUCUAUUUAAUGUUUCAGUAUUGCUUUAUAAGACAUAGAUUGGAAGAAAAAUAAGCUAUUUGUAUUGUUAGCUAAACGGCAAGGGAAUCGUAGCGUAAUAGCAUUUGACGCAAUCUCUUCUGGGGAAAAAAAAAGAAAAAGUUGCAUUUCAGCUUUGACUUUGGAUUUGAUAUUAGGUUCAUGUGAACCAUAUAGUCCCAUGGAAUUUACCAUAAACCUAAAAAGCAAAACAAAACAGGUAUAGAACUGAUACAGAAUUUGAAGUUUCAAAAGGUAAUUUUUUAUGACAUUAAUUUGAGGUGUCUUAAUUUACAUGAGGUACUGUUUUCUGAGAAUUCUAAAUUAGUUGAGGGAGUACAAUUGUGGUUCGCUAACUUUAUAAUCAAAUUGUUAACAUGGGUCUUUUAGCUUUUAAAAUGGCUUGCUUUGUUUCAGAAAGGUUAUAUUAACCAAUCAGUCGCUAUUCUUGAAAUGUUGAAUGGAAUGCUGAAGUGAAGUUGCCUGCUGUUCUUCCUUAUUGCUGAGGUUCUUGAGGUUAUUUUUAUAUUAUCCUGGAAUCAAGUACUUUAAUUGCCUUUUUAAAAAUGAUCUCCCACAACAAUGGCUUGAAACUACGCAUUUUAUAAAGUUACUGAACCUAAAGUUCCCUGAAAGGAACUAGAGGUUCCUUUCUGUCAGAAAUACACACUCAAAGCAGGCCUGUAGAGUUUCAGAGCAGGAAGUACUACAUCUGUAUAAAAGUUACAACUCAGGUGUUGAUCCUUUUGAUAGCAUAGGUGCUAAAACAAAAACUGGUAUGUAGCAGCGGAAAGACUAAAUUAUGCUUUAAAAAAAGAAACAAGCUAAUUUCUUGUUUAAAUUGAUGACUGUUCCAUAUGUUCAAAUUGGAACCAAAAAAACCCAUCAUUCUUAUUAACAUUAUCGAUCUUUUUUUUUUUUAAUUGUAUUUUUCAAAUGUUAGAAACAAUAGGAUGAAGUGCCCUUAUCUGCUCAGACCGAAGGAAGAAUAUUUUGGAGUAGUGUUAUGCAGGAAAUGAUUAUGUUUCAAUUUUUUAGUUGAAGAGUGCUAAAUACUACUUGAAAUUAUUGUUUACAGAUUAAUGACAAGGGCUGGUGAUGGGAUCCGGUUGGACUGUGACUUACGGAUGUCCUCAAACAUACAGUACUUCCAAACUCAAGUCCAGCCAUAAGCUAUUUUGCUAAGAUGUCAAAGUAAUCUGUAUUUUUAUAUGUGAUUUCUACUUUUAUAGAUUUGUUUUAAAAUAAAACACAUUUUUAUAAAAAUGA